AUGGGAGCCGAUGUGGUAUUCCGAUGUCCUUCUAUUAUUCAUAUUGAUCUUGAUACUUUGCAAAACCUUGAAUCAUUUAGGGAUUCAUUGUGUGUAUUUCCACCCAAAAGUGUAAAGCUGAGAAAGCCAUUUGCCAUCCAACCCUGGAUUAACUCAGAACAGAAUGUUGGCAACCUUCUCAUGGUUUGGAAAUUCUUGAUUACUUUUGCUGAUGUCCUUGAAUUAUGGCCUUUUACUAUUGAUGAGUUUGUACAGGCAUUUCAUGACUAUGAUUCUAGAUUGUUGGGUGAGAUACAUGUUGCUCUGCUCAAGGUGAUAAUAAAAGACAUUGAAGAUGUUGCAAGGACACCUUCUACAGGAAUAGGGAUGAACCAGAAUGGAGCCGCUAAUCCUGGAGGUGGGCAUCCAGAGAUUGUGGAAGGAGCAUAUGCAUGGGGCUUUGAUAUACGAAAUUGGCAGAAGAACUUGAAUCAGUUGACAUGGCCGGAAAUUUUCCGGCAGUCACAGGCGGGCGUACGCGAAAGGAUUACACUCUGCAACCACUUCUGGUUACCAGGACUUUCAGGCAUAUACUGGUUGGCCUGGGGACCAGGCUCCUAA
Messenger RNA from Cajanus cajan (pigeon pea), 600 nucleotides. NCBI's taxonomy places the organism in Eukaryota, Viridiplantae, Streptophyta, Magnoliopsida, Fabales, Fabaceae. The record is from RefSeq and is a predicted model, not a curated record.